GACGGUGCCAAAGGUCCCCUUUGAACAUGACGUCACAGGCCUAGUUUCGUUUGUAUCAAAGCUUUUGAUAAACUAGUGUUUGUUAGCAUCUCCCGUAGUAGGGCCAAAUUAGAUAAAUUACGAUGGGGAUCGAAGACGAAGCUGACCGGACGCUUUUUAUAAGGAAUUUGGAUACACGAGUGACGGAGGAGCUUCUAUUCGAUCUUUUCUUACAGGCAGGACCUCUCAUCAAAACCAAAAUUCCAAAAGACGGCGAUGGCAAACAGAAAACGUUUGGCUUUGCCGUGUACAAACACGAGGAGUCGGUGCCGUAUGCCAUGCAGCUUCUAAACGGAACGUCGCUGUUUGGUAGAACGAUCCAUGUGCAAUUCCGUUCAGGCAGCACCCACAGCAACAGUAGUGGGAGCGCCAGUCCUUCUAGUACUGAUCCCCACGGAUUGAGGGUGCCUCAGCAGUUAUCUCCUCAAUACACUCCUCCAAGAUCUUUUUCAUCCCCUGAUAGUCUGCAGAAGCACGCCAUGAUGAACAUGAUGUAUCAGCAGUCGCCCAAUUACUGCAAGAUGCCAUGGCAUCCGUCUGCAGGGGGCGCAGGCAGCUUCAGGCAGCGUGACAGCGCCCCCUACCCUACACAGUCAGCCUCAACUAACAGCUGCAGACGAAUCCAGCGCAAUGCUGAUGACUCCCACAGACAGCAGCAGCAAUACAACAGGAACGACUAUCACCAACCAAACGCUUGGGGGGGCGGCGGCCGUCACCACGAUGGCAGGGGAGGCAGCAGGCACCACGAUGACGUGAGCGGUAACCGCGGUCAUCAAGGUAGUAGGUGGAGACGCUACUGAUGUAAGGGAAAGAGACUUAUUUAUGAUUAUGCAGAUGAUAUUAGUAUAUGCUCAGGUUGUUUUGUACAUCAACUGAACAAAAAAAAUCUUAAUCUUUUGUUUUGUCUACUUUUAUAAUAUUUUUAAAUCUCAUGUGACUUAGCUCACAGAUCACAUCUGGCCAAUAACAGAAAUGUGAAUCUUGUUUAAGUUGAUAGAAAAGAUCAUAGCUCACCCUUUUGUAUUUGGGAAGAAAAAAAAAUGGUGCUCGAAGUAUAUGUACAGUAUUAAUGUAAAUUCCAAAAACAAAAUCCACCAGCACGAUUUAUAAUGCAAUGUUGAGCUCACUAAUUAUGUUCCUUUUUAUUUUUUUAACCUUGAUUUUUGUAAGACAAACUCAUAAUGUUUUAAAGUGAUCAUAAAUACAAACAUUGUUUGGCUUAA
Molecule: messenger RNA, 1262 nt
Organism: Syngnathus acus (greater pipefish)
Lineage: Eukaryota; Metazoa; Chordata; Actinopteri; Syngnathiformes; Syngnathidae
Gene: rbm7
Product: RNA binding motif protein 7
Exons: 5
Coding region: 123-839 (238 amino acids)
Biological process (GO): regulation of alternative mRNA splicing, via spliceosome
Cellular component (GO): nucleus
Molecular function (GO): single-stranded RNA binding
Source: RefSeq, a predicted model, not a curated record